Messenger RNA from Andrographis paniculata, 1039 nucleotides. RefSeq names its product probable carbohydrate esterase At4g34215. Lineage: Eukaryota; Viridiplantae; Streptophyta; Magnoliopsida; Lamiales; Acanthaceae. The record is from RefSeq and is a predicted model, not a curated record. The transcript is spliced from 2 exons. The coding region runs from base 184 to 924 and encodes 246 amino acids.
GAAUAAAAAGACCUCUAGGAAUACUAUCGAUAAUUAAAAAUUGAAUAUUACUGUUCCAUAAUUAAGUGCUUGGUGAACUAGUGUGUUUUCAAUUGCAGGCUAUUGUACCGAUCGAGCUGUACAAUUGGGAUAUAAAUUAGUUUGGCCGAUGGCAAUAAAUUAAUACAUGAUCGGAUCGGAUUCAUGGAUACCUCCUCCUCCACCUCCGCCCAAAAACAGAUCUUUAUCCUCUCCGGGCAGAGCAACAUGGCCGGCCGCGGCGGGGUGGACAGGCAGAAGCACUGGGACGGCGUAGUCCCGCCGGAGUGCUCCCCCGAUCCGUCGCGAGUGUUCCGCCUCAACGCGCGCCUCGACUGGGAAGCGGCGCGCGUGCCUCUCCACUACGACAUAGACACCAAGAAAACGUGCGGCGUGGGGCCUGGAAUGCCCUUCGCCAACGCCGUCAAGGAGCAUAUCGUGGGAGCCAUCGGACUCGUGCCCUGCGCCGUCGGCGGCACCGCCAUCAAGGAGUGGGCGCGUGGCGGCCACCUUUACAACAACAUGGUGGAACGCGCCAAAGCGGCGUCCCGCGGCGGGGGGGGCGAACUAAAAGCGCUUCUCUGGUACCAAGGCGAGAGCGACACGAGCUCUGCACGUGACGUGGAGGCCUAUAAGGAGAGUUUGGAAACCCUGAUUCGGAAUGUACGGUCAGAUCUGAACUCGCCUUCUCUUCCGGUGAUUCAGGUGGCGAUUGCAUCCGGGGAUAUAAAGUACCUGGACAAAAUCAGGGAAAUCCAGAAGGGAAUCGACAUCCCGAACGUGGUGACUGUGGACGCCUACGGAUUGCAGCUGAAGGAGGAUAAUCUUCAUCUGACGACGGAGGCGCAGGUUCGAUUGGGCUGCAUCUUGGCCCAGGCACACCUCGCCAAUUUUAAGUGUGAGUAGAUUAGGUAUGGGGUCGGUGCCUCUCACUGUUUCUCAUUUCUAUUCCUAUCCCUUCCUCUACUUUCCCCAAAUUAAGCGCCUAUGUUGGCAUCUUGCAACUUCUUGCCUUUCACUC